CUAAUUCCUUCACAGUUCAGAUGAGAGUGAUAAAGAGGCCCGAAGUACGAACCAGUCGAACGCUUUUGGCGCCAUUUUUCGUCGCAUAGAGAGCAGAAACCCCCUCGUCUCACUGUUGGGAGUUGCACUUGAGUAACGCUAUAUAUGGGAGACUCUUUCACAAUUCAGAUAAGCUCCGACUUAGUCAACCGACUUGUUGCUGAUGGAGACAAGGUGAAAAAGAAAACCAAAAAACCUAAACAUAAAAUACCACAUGGCCAUGACCAGUCACAGAACAAGGAACAUCAGAAGCAGACUCCCGGUAUUUCUGGGACACAAAGGGGUGCAGGUGCUGCUGGAUGGCCACUCCAGCCCCCUGUGUUCAUUCCUGUAGGCCCUCCACCCACAGUUGCAAAUGCAGAGGUGGUUGCAAUCCAAUCAAUCCUUAAAGAGAGUGAGAGAGUGGUGGAAAGGUUGCAGAAGCAGGAGGAAAACAUGGUGCAAGAAGUAACACAAAGAGCCAAAGAACUCCAUGAUAAAGAGUUCAAGCUUCCCUACCAGAAGCCUAUGCCUUGUUUAGCUGAGAAAGAUGCUUGCUUGGAAUGUUACAAGGAAAACGCAAAGGAUCCUCUCAAAUGUGCCACUGUUGUGAAAACGUUUGUAGACUGUGCUCGCAGAGAGAGACAGCAGGUGAGCUCAGCACUUGAUUGAUGGCCUUUUGGAAUUUUAAUUUUACUGGAAGCUAUAUGCAUUUACUUCCCCAAGUGUUAUCCACUACCAGUUUGAUGAAGGCUAAGAGUUGCCUCAUGCUAAUAAUGUUAAUAUUACUCGAUUCUUCCCAUUUUUGUGCUUAAUCAUGUAUCCUCACAUUAUCAUUUGAAAAGGACAUGAAAACUUGGUUUAUCUUAUUGGCUUUAUU
This is a messenger RNA of Telopea speciosissima, 898 nucleotides long. RefSeq lists its product as uncharacterized. Lineage: Eukaryota; Viridiplantae; Streptophyta; Magnoliopsida; Proteales; Proteaceae. The record is from RefSeq and is a predicted model, not a curated record. The transcript has 2 exons. Bases 145 to 690 code for a protein of 181 amino acids.